Messenger RNA from Schistocerca americana (American grasshopper), 669 nucleotides. RefSeq lists its product as uncharacterized. The coding region runs from base 1 to 669 and encodes 222 amino acids. The transcript has 2 exons. Lineage: Eukaryota; Metazoa; Arthropoda; Insecta; Orthoptera; Acrididae. Gene Ontology annotation, biological process: detection of chemical stimulus involved in sensory perception of smell; sensory perception of smell. The record is from RefSeq and is a predicted model, not a curated record. Gene Ontology annotation, cellular component: plasma membrane. Gene Ontology annotation, molecular function: olfactory receptor activity; odorant binding.
AUGAAGGACGGGUACAUCCCCUGGUCAGAGACGGCUCUGUGGAUGAACGCCCGCGUUCUGGCGCUCGGCGGCUCCUGGCGCCCUCCCGGAGUGCGCGGCUUCACACUGUACCGGAUCUGGGUGCUCUUCACGCAGUUCAGCUUCCUCAUCGGGCAGCUGCAGGGGCUGUACUACUUUUGGGGAGACGCCAACAGGAUCAUCCAGGACGUGUGCCUCCUGGUCACCACCAUACUGGGCCUCUUCAAGUUCUUCGUCUUCGUCAUCAAGCAGGAGGACGUCUUCAAGAUCGUGCAGACGAUCGACGACCGCAGGCGGGAACAGGGUAAACUGGAGAACCCGCGCAUAACGUCGAUCCUGGACGCGUCGUACAGCUCGGCCAAGACGAUCACGGUGUGCAUGGCCGGCGUGGGCGGCACCGCCCCCGCCGUCUGGGCCAUCAUGCCGCUAGUCAUGCGGAGCUUGGGCGUCGGCCCACCGGAGCGCGAGCUGCCCGCCAUGGCGUGGUACACGAGCCACGACACCGUCUCCCCGGUCUACGAGAUGCUGUACAUACUGCAGUACUUCAGCAUGCAGUAUUCCUACUUCGCCGCCAUGUGCCUCGACCUGUUUUUCGCGUGUCUCAUCAUCCACGUAGCUGCCCAGCUGGAGAUCGUACGAGUGAGCCGCUAG